Trypanosoma conorhini is the source of this 339-nucleotide messenger RNA. RefSeq lists its product as uncharacterized. The record is from RefSeq and is a predicted model, not a curated record. The transcript has a single exon. Bases 1 to 339 code for a protein of 112 amino acids. Lineage: Eukaryota; Euglenozoa; Kinetoplastea; Trypanosomatida; Trypanosomatidae.
AUGACGAUACUUCUGCAUGAAAGGGUCCUCCGCCGCCUCAAGCGGCUCACACCACACCAUCCCACCACGCUGCGCCCCAUCGUACAGUUUAAACGUCCGCAGCUGCGGGGUUUUAUCUAUGCACGUGGUGCGCACGGGGCCGAUCGUCUGCAGCGGAAGAGAACCAAAGGAAAAGAUAAAGCAGACAUCCUCUGGCACCUCCAGCGCGGCAUCGGCGGUGAGGCCCUCAAAACGAAUCCCGUCCAGCGACGUCAUCAUGUCCUGGCCGCAUGCCGGCACCUGGUCCUCAAGACGCGUGCCGUGCAGGGGAUGAAGUAUGGGCUGCAGCUCCUCUUCUAG